Solenopsis invicta (red fire ant) is the source of this 1789-nucleotide messenger RNA. RefSeq lists its product as uncharacterized. The transcript is spliced from 5 exons. NCBI's taxonomy places the organism in Eukaryota, Metazoa, Arthropoda, Insecta, Hymenoptera, Formicidae. Bases 29 to 1333 code for a protein of 434 amino acids. The record is from RefSeq and is a predicted model, not a curated record.
CUUGUACGACUUAUAAAUCUGUCUGAAAAUGUCAGAUACGCAGACUUUGACAGACAAAGAGGCGUUACACGAGACAAGGCUACAUAUAAAAUUGACAAAUAAAGGAAUGCUCAUCUACGGUGGCUGGAGUAACGAAAGAUUACUCAACUUACUGAAGGACAAACUUGUGCGACGUAACGAUAUUAAAUCUUCAUUCAUGUGUAGCGACGUGCAAUACGAUGCGUCACGCGAUAAAUUAUUACAUUUUGUUAUUCAUAGUGGAAUGUAUACCGAGUGUGUUUUACUGGAAUUAGAAGGAAAAGGAAUGUCACCACGAAAUAUCGUAAAGGCAAUGAAAUAUGGUCUUCUCAGUCUUGCUCCUGAGGAACUGAAAUAUUUCCAAGGCUUUGGAGCGGAAACGGACGCGGGUACAUGGUCGAAGAGACUCGACGAUAAAUUGAUUUGGAAUCUGGCUGCUACUGGAUUAACUGAAAAUCAAUGCUGGACUAUUGUUACGUGUGGACUGGCGUCUCAAGACGGAGAUACAUUAUAUCGUCUUUUAUCGAGUGGCAUCGAUGUUCCAGGAAUUCUGAACUGGCAAGGGAAAGUUAAAUCAGCUUCGCCGACGGUAAUUCGUUUUCUCAAAAAGCUUGGGCUGGACGAAGGCACUUGUAAUUAUGUAGAAGAGAACGGUAUCGAUGAAGAAGCGGAAGAUGUUCUAAUUGAUCUUGGGUAUAAUGAAUACAGAGAAAAGGAAGCUUUGGGAGUAGUCGAGGAAAUAUUAUGUGAAUGCAGUUUAAUUAUAUUGGAAUCACGUUCUACCUUUUCGGAAGGAAAAACGACUGAGUCGGCAUCCGAUAAUUCAUCGAAGACAUCUUGUGGCUUAAGUGAAACGGCUUUCUCAGAUAUUUCUAUCACAACAAGCACACAAUAUGAUCCUGCCACGUGCAUUUGUUAUACGAAUUUAUUGCCGAAAAAACGAGGUAGUGAAACUCUGAAGAGAAACGAUUAUUUGAGACAAAAUGUGAUGGUGCCACUAUCGUGGGCGAUAAGCAGAGCUUUGAGAUAUCAGCCGUCGGAUCCUAAACAUUACAUAGCCCAUCAAUUGUUACGUUGGAAGUACGGAAACGUUUCACAAGAGGAAAUGCAUAGUGCUCAACAAUUUAUCGCUUCCGCUACGAUAAUGAUGGACCAAAAACUUGUGCAAGAAUGUAAACGCAAAGAAGACCUUGUUAAGUGCUUCAAUCAAAAUACUGCAAAAGAUAUUGUUUGCGACGUGUGUUUAGAACGACAGAAACUGCAUCGCAUCAAAAAGUGUUGUUGGAAAUGUAUAAGAGUUCCUCAAGCAAAUUAAAUUUGCAAAAAGCGAUACAUUUAAUUGUGAAGAAAAAAGGUUUUAAAAUGUUUCAAAAAUUCGAAACGAACAUUUUUUCCUCUCUUAAAAGUUGCUAAAUAGGACAAGAGUUUUCGAUGGCAAUUUCUUAAAAAAUUCGUUUAUUUUGUAAUUGGACUUGUACAUUCAUCGCAAGUUUAUCAGAAGAAUAUUUCGGUGCAGAAAUCGCACGAGAGUAUUACAUGGAACGGAAUGGAAUGAAUGUGACAUCACAAUUAGAGAUGCUUGUAAUACAUUCUGGCAGUGAUCGGAAUUGUUAGUACACAAGGUACUAAAUACUUUCUGUUUCGUUCUAUUUUGUAUACUAUUGUACUCGACCAAACAUUUUUAGUAACGCAUCUACGAUAAUAAUAUACGAGAACUGUAUAUUACAUAAUUUAUCUUUAAAAAAAAAAAACCUUAUUAAAUGUGAAACAU